UCCAACGAAGACUGUAGUAACUCAAAUUUUCCACUUUUUGAGUUACGAGCGCAAAACAAUAAAACAUAAUGAUAUCUUCCCCAGGAAAGAAUCGUAUCUCAGUAAACGUAGUUAUGCAACCAAUAUUACGUGUAAGAGUUUUAUAGUAUCUCCGAUUUAUGAAAAACAACCGUAGAAAAUCAUCGUAUCUUGAGUUACAAUAGUCUUCGUUGUUAUCUGAGGCGAUAGCAUAGGUAUCGUAACAUGAGUUACUACGGUAUUCUGCGUUAGUUUAAGGUUAUGUUCAAAAGUUUAGUUUUGUUAUAAUUGCCAUAAUGUGUUCCAGAAGUGAGUUAAUAUUGGAAUUAGCUGAGAAAGCGUAUAAAAACACUGAAACGGAUAUUUCUUAUCGUUCUUUUGAAGGUAAACAUAUUGCUGAAAGUAUUGUAGAAGAAAGCAAAUACAAAAAGGCGAAUGAGGAUCCUGGUGACCACGAGACUGAUAUUAAUCCUGAAUGUUUUACAGUAAGCUUAGAAGAGAAUGAAGCCAAUAGGAAUGAAAAUGAAAUAAUUGAGAAUGAAAGCGAUGAGGAACCAUUUCAUGCAGACUCUGAUACUGACCCAGAUUACAUUCCGACAGAAGACAAAAACAUCCCUGAAGUAAUAAUUGAACCUAAUAAGAAUAUAACUGAAGCAACCACAAAUAGAAAGAGAAGAAGCAGAGGCAAUAUAGAGAGAGUAAGUAGGAAAAGAAUUAGAGACGUUAGUGAGUGGGCGGAUGAAAAAUCUAAAACAAGUCUAAACCUGGGACUUGAACAUGAAAAUCGAAAAGGUAUUCAAAUUAAAGGAAGACAGAUGGGUGCACCAUGCGCAAACACAUGUAGACUAAAAUGUGCUACCAAAAUAGCUAAAGAAGAUAGAGACCUUUGUUUCAAUGAAUUUUGGAAGUUAAAAGAUCAUACGAGAAAGUGGGAUUUUAUUGCUCGUCAUGUGAGACAGGUUGCCAAAAAACAAGUAACUAUUACUGCAGAACAACGGUCUCGAAGAAAUUACUCUCGAGAAUAUUACUUCUACAUUCGCAAUGAAAAACAACGUGUUUGCAAAACUAUGUUUUUGGAAACCCUUAACGUUUCAGAAACUUGGAUCACUACAGCAUUAAGGAAACUGAAAGAUGGUGGAUCAUUAGAGGAAGAUAAACGUGGAAAGCACACUAACAGACCACAUAAACUAUCACCAAAACUUAUAGACAACGUAAAAAAUCACAUAAAUCAGUUUCCUGUAGUACCUUCCCAUUAUACCCGUAAGAAUACGAUGAAGAUGUACCUUGAAGAAGGGCUAACUAUCCAGAAAAUGUACCGAUUGUACAACGAGCAUUGCAAAAAAAAUAACAUCACUACAGCUGCCACGUCACGCCAGUAUAGAGAUAUUUUCAAUGAACAGUUCAAUAUUGGGUUCUUUAAACCAAAAAAGGACCAGUGUACUGUUUGUUCUGUUUUUAAUAUGGCUAGUGAUCCUGAAAAAGCAAAAUUGCUCGAACAAUAUGAGUCCCAUAUGAAAAACAAAGAAGUUAUCAGAAACUUAAAAGACAUCGACAAACAGCUUGCACUAGAUGAUAAGAGCUUGUGUGUGGCUUGCUUUGACCUUCAAAAGGUUUUAGCUACCCCUUUGUCUAACGUAAGUGAUUUUUACUACAAAAGCAAAUACUCUACAUAUAACUUUACAGUUUAUGAUGUUGGAAAUAAUCAGGGUUACUGCUAUGUAUGGCACGAGCAGGUGGCUAAAAGAGGUCCUAAUGAAAUUGCCAGUUGCCUCUGGAAAUUUUUAGAUCUCAAGGCACAACAAAGUGUUAAAACGAUAAUAUUCUACUCAGACUACUGUGGGGGACAAAAUAGGAAUCGUUUUGUGUUUUCUAUGUUUGCUUUUGCUGCUGCUCAUUUUCAUAUUGAUAUUGUUCACAGAUUUCUGGAAAAAGGCCACACUCAGAACGAGGGUGACAGUAUGCAUGCUGUUAUCGAAAAUGCAAAGAAAAGGCAAUCGGUUGUAUAUGUGCCAGAACAGUGGGUUACAUUAAUUAGAAUGGCUAAAACUACAGGAAGAGUUUAUGAUGUUACGGAAAUAUCCCAAGAUAAUUUUUUUAAUUUUAAAAAACUGACUGAUACCGAGAAUUGGAAACUUGACAACGAAAAGAAAUCAAUAAAAGUUAGCAAAAGACGAGAAAUAAAAUUUUCGCAUGAACACCAAAAUUCUAUAAUGUUUAAAUACGAAUUCGAUGAUGGUUUUAGAGGUUGUGACAUAAAAUUAAAUCGAAAAUGCAGAGGACGGCCUUCCACUACUAUCAAAUUUCCACCGAAACUGUAUGAUGCACCAUUACCAAUUGAAGAAAAAAAGCUAAAAGGAUUACUGUGGCUGUGUAAUACCGGCAAAAUACCCACAAUGUACCAUGGAUUUUAUAAAAAUCUUAAUUCAAAGAGUUAUGUACCUCCUAAAGUCGAGCUCGAAGUUGAUUCAGUUGAGAGCGAAGAAGAGUCGGAUGAGGAAAAUUGA
Molecule: messenger RNA, 2522 nt
Organism: Diabrotica virgifera virgifera (western corn rootworm)
Lineage: Eukaryota; Metazoa; Arthropoda; Insecta; Coleoptera; Chrysomelidae
Exons: 4
Coding region: 315-2522 (735 amino acids)
Source: RefSeq, a predicted model, not a curated record